Phialemonium atrogriseum is the source of this 1302-nucleotide messenger RNA. Its product is annotated as EPT/RTPC-like protein. The coding region runs from base 1 to 1302 and encodes 433 amino acids. The record is from RefSeq and is a predicted model, not a curated record. The transcript is spliced from 2 exons. Gene Ontology annotation, molecular function: RNA-3'-phosphate cyclase activity. NCBI's taxonomy places the organism in Eukaryota, Fungi, Ascomycota, Sordariomycetes, Cephalothecales, Cephalothecaceae. Gene Ontology annotation, cellular component: nucleus. Gene Ontology annotation, biological process: RNA processing.
AUGAAGGAGCCUAAGCUAAUCGAGCUCGACGGCAGAACUGGAGAAGGGGGUGGACAACUUGUGAGGAUGGCAGUCAGCCUAGCUGCAGUUCUCACCCAGCCCAUUCGAAUCACCCACGUCAGGGGCAACAGGGGUGGAUCGCGAGGAGGAGGCCUCAAAGCCCAGCACGUCGCCUCGAUAGCCUGGCUCGCCAAAGCCACCGACGCCGACGUGACCGGCCUCUCGGUAGGGAGCCACACGCUCGAGUUCCGCCCCCGCCUGCCGCCCUCCCAGCUGACCGCCGCCGCCGCCCACCGCCGCGUCUCCAUCGCCGCCGACUCCGCCGCCGCCAGCACGCUGCUGAUCCUGCAGGCCAUCUUCCCGUUCCUGCUGUUCGCCGGCAGCGACGACGAUGGUCCCAUCGAGGUCGACCUCUCGGGCGGCACCAACGUCGCCUGGUCGCUGUCCUACGAGUACCUGGCCCAGGUCCUGCUGCCGACGCUGCGCGACCGCUUCGGCGUCCGCGCCGAGGCCGAGCUACGCGACCGCGGCUGGAGCGUGGGGACGCGGGCGUCGGAGCCGGCGCGGGGUCACGUCCGGGUCAGGGUGUGGCCGCUGCGGGUCGGGGAGACGCUCCGACCGACGACGGCAGGUUUGGGUGGGGAGGGGGGCAGAAGAGAGGUCACGGCCGUCGAUGUUUCGGUCGUGGCGCCGGCGCACAUGCACGCGGACCUGCAAGGCGCGCUGUUCCGGGACCUCGACGUCCUGUUCCCCGGCGCCGGGGCGCGACUCGAGGUGCUAGGGGACUCGGGGCUGGAUUGCAGGAUAUACGUCCUGCUGGUGGCGCGCUCGGGGACGCUGCGCUGGGGUAGGGAUAUCCUGACGUCGGCGCCGAAGAAGGGGAAUGCGAAGGGGAAGGGGAAGGGGAAGGGAGGGGCGAGUCUGAGCGAUAGCAUCGCCGGGAAGGUGUGCAAGGACCUCUAUGAGGAGGUGGCGCUCGGGGGCGUGGUGGACGAGUUCCUGCAGGACCAGCUUGUCGUCUUCCAGGCGCUAGCGGAGGGAGAGACGAGCUUCCCGCGAGACGGAGACGGCGGUGACGGGUGGGGGACGCCACGGGGCAAGGCUGGUCUGGAGAAGCCUAUUGGGGACCUGAACGUCGGCGAGCGGAGGAGGAAGGAUAAGACGCACGAACCGUUCGGCCAGGGAAGCACCCACACAACCACAGCACGGUGGGUGGCGGCAGAGUUGCUGCCUAGGGUUGUCUGGUAUAACAAGGGGAGUGUAUGCCAAGGGGCCGGGGUGCGAAUGGAACCGGCAACGUAG